Messenger RNA from Eurypyga helias (sunbittern), 4239 nucleotides. Its product is annotated as ninein-like. NCBI's taxonomy places the organism in Eukaryota, Metazoa, Chordata, Aves, Eurypygiformes, Eurypygidae. Gene Ontology annotation, biological process: microtubule anchoring at centrosome; centrosome localization; centrosome-templated microtubule nucleation. The record is from RefSeq and is a predicted model, not a curated record. Gene Ontology annotation, cellular component: ciliary transition fiber; centriole; mitotic spindle pole.
CACUGGCAGACGCGAGGCAGCGAGGAGUACGAGGCUGAGGGGCAGCUGCGCUUCUGGAACCCAGAUGACCUGAACGCCUCCCCUGGAGCAUCGCUGCCCACCCCGGACUGGAUAGAGGAGAAGCUGCAGGAGGUCUGCCAGCACCUUGGCAUCACCAGGGACGGCCACCUGAACCGCAAAAAGCUCAUCUCCAUUUGUGAGCAGUACGGGCUCCGAACGGCGGCCGGGGAGGUUCUUGAAGAGGUGCUCCAUAACCUGGAGCAAGAUGGCACCAUGAGCAUCGAAGACUUCUUCUACAGCUUGUUAAAAAACGGGAAGUCGCUGACGCCCUCGGCAUCCACUCCAUACAGACAGCUGAAACGGCAUCUCUCCAUGCAGUCCUUUGAUGAGAGCGGGAGGCGCACGACCACCCCUUCGGCCAUGCCCAGCACCAUCGGCUUUUGCCCCUCUUCCCGCUGCGUGGAGGCUGUCCUCGACUGCUGGCACCAGGAGGGCAUAGACAACAGCCAGGAGAUCCUGAAGGCUUUGGAUUUCAGCUUGGAUGGGAAGGUGAACUUGACUGAGCUGACGCUGGCGCUGGAAAACGAGCUUUUAAUAACCAAGAACGGGGUCCACCAGGCAGCGCUGGCGAGCUUCAAAACGGAGAUCAGACACUUGCUGGAGAGGGUUGAUCAAGUGGCCAGAGAGAAAGAGAAGCUGCGGUCGGACUUGGAAAAAGCCGAGAAGCUGAAAUCCCUGAUGGCCUCCGAAGUGGAUGACCACCACGCUGCGAUUGAGCGCCGGAACGAGUACAACCUCAGGAAGCUGGACGAGGAGUACAAGGAACGAAUUGCAGCUUUAAAGAACGAGCUCCGGAGAGAGCGGGAACAGAUCCUGCAUCAGGCCAAUAAACAGCGGCUGGAGCUGGAGCAGGAGAUAGAAAAGCUGAAAAUUGAUGAGAACUACAUCCGGGACCGCCUGGCACUUUCCCUGAAGGAAAACAGCCGCCUGGAAAGUGAGCUAUUGGAAACAGGAGAAAAACUGGUUGAGUAUGAAAGUUUGGCAAGCAAACUGCAGAGGAACUUGGAAAACGUCCUGGCUGAGAAGUUCGGCGACCUGGAUCCUAGCAGCGCGGAGUUUUUCCUGCAGGAGGAGAGGCUGGCGCAGAUGAGAAGCGAGUACGAGCGGCAGUGCAGGGAGCUGCAAGACCACAUCGACGAGCUGCACUCGGAGCUGGAGGAGUACCGUGCGCAGGGAAAAGUGCUCAGACCUUCACUGAAAAACUCCCUGUCGGAAGAGUUCGAUAUUGAUAUGAAAAAUCACGGCAACAGUGGCAUUGAGCCUGACCAAGGUCUUGGUUCAGAAGACUGCAACCCGUUAAAUAUGAGCAUAGAGGCAGAAAUGGCUAUUGAGCAAAUGAAGGAGCAACACCACAGGGAUCUACAUCAGCUCAAACAGGAGCUUGAAGACACUGUGAGCCAUUACAAAAAGCAGCUAGAUGAGACAAAAACCCACUGUGAAAAGGAGCAAGAGGAUAUGAGGAAAAAGUACACCGAGGAGAUGCAUGUCAUGGAAAAGCAAAUAACUGGCCUUAAAAAUCAAAUUGCAGAGCUGCAAGGAGAGGCAGCAGCACUCAGGGAACAGCAGGAAAAGCUUGACUGCAAAUAUAACGACGAGAAGAACAAGCUACAGAUGAGUUUCAGUGAGGAAAAAGCCAAUCUGCAGGAGCUGUUGAGGCAGGAGCAUGAGGAGGAUGUCAGAGCCAGACUGGAGCAGGUCAACGAGAAGUUUAGUCAAGAGCGGGAAGAACUGAUUCAAAACGGCAUCUGGGUGGAAGAGAAGAUGAGAGUUUUGGUGCAGACGCUGCAGGAAGAGAAGGGAGAGCUGGAACAGGGCUUUCGGGAGGAGUUGAAGAGGCUGGCGGAGGUGCACGCCCUGGAGAAGGAAGAGCUCCAGCAAGAGCUGCGGAGGAAGCACGAGCAGGACCUGGAGGAGGAGAGGAAAAAAAUGGAAAGUGACUAUAACGGAAGAGCAUCGCAUGCAGAAACUCAGUUUUCUGUCGACACACAAACUCUUGUGAAUAAAUACGAAGAAACGAUCCAAAAUCUGGAAGGACGUUACCAGCGAGAGUUGCGUGAACUUGCCGAACAGCAGAGAGAGGAGAAAUCUCAGUGGGAGUUUGAAAAGGAUGAAAUGGCUCAGGAGGUUGCCGAAGCUCACGAGCAACUGAAGCAAAGUCUGGCAAAUGAAAAGGCCGUUUCCUCUGCCCUGACCCGGGAGAAAGAUCUCCUGGAGAAGAACUUCAAGGAAGAGGUGAACAAGCUUGUGAGCGAGAGAGAGCAGCUUCAGAAGGAGCUGCGAGACCUGAGGAAUGCUGCUGAGAAGCAAGAGGAAAAGCUGAAUGAGAAAAUAACACGACUCCAAAACGACCAUGAGAGAGAGCUGAAGAACAAAGAGGAACGAAUAUCCGUGGCGGAGGAAAAUGGGAAGUUGGUUAGGCAAAAGCUGGAGAGACUUGACAGUGAAUAUAAGAGAGAGAAAGACGACCUCAAUUCCAAACUUCUUGCUCUGGAGAGUUUGAACAAAGACAUUUGUGUAAGAGCAGAAACAGCAGAGGCCGAGAUGAGUUUGGAGAUCUCCAACCUUCAAGGGAAAAUACAGGAAUUGCAGUGGGAGGCUUGUAGUUUUUCCGCACUACAGAAUCACUACAGGGUCCUGGAGAAUGAGUAUGCCAAAGCAAAGAGCAAAAUUGCUUCUCUCCCCAGCCUGAUGCCUCUGGGAGAUGAUGUGGACGUCCUCUUAAACCUGCAGAAAGUGCACGAGCAAGCCGUGAAGGAGAAUGUCAGAAUGGCUGCGGAGAUCAUCCGUCUGCAGCACCGGUUGCGAGGUUCCGAGCGGGAGCCCACGCGACCUCACAGUCCCGGCUACUCCGACUCCGGCUCAGACCGAUCUCUGCUGCCGGAUAAAACGGAUCCCGAUUCUGAAGGGUUGCCCAGCGAUGGUAAAGAUGCAGACACGGGGACAGAUUCAGAAGUCCUUCCGCUUUCGGAGUCUGAGACCACCGACCUGGAAGAAAGGUCUGAGGUUGGUCCAGGUUUGGAGGACGCGUGUGUUAAAGUUGGAGCGGGCGGCCACGCGCUCGAGGCGCACAUGUGUCCGAGGCAAAGAAGUAAAGCAGCACUGGGAGCUGACGGCCAUCAGGAUUGUGACAAGAAUCAAGAGUUGCUUUCUCUGCUGCGAACAAAGAGAGAUCUUGAGAAAACUCUGGAGAGAAUUCCCAGACCAAAAAUGCUGCACAAUGACAUCAAACAGCAGAAGGUUCACCUGCUGAAUCACAGAGUGACUCUCCAAAACAAAGGGUUGGUGUCUGAUGCUUUGAAGCUGCAGGUUGAGCUUGAGAAGGCUGAAGAAUUGAGUGAAGCCUCUCUCCGGCUCGAUCAUGCUCCUGGGUCAGCAAAUGGUGACCUGAAAAGCGUAAUAGCUCGGCUUUGGAAAAGGCUCAAGGAGUUAGAGGACAGAUCGAUGGCACAGGCUAAUCUCCUGUCACUGCAAGAAGAAAUGCAGGUAGAAAAUGAGGAUCUGAAAUGUGAAGUGAUAGAGUUAGUUGAAAAAAACAAAGUGCUAGAAGACAGCCUGCGAGAGCUGAGAAGCCUUCACGGCAAACUGGAAGGAGGUAAACGGGAGAGUAUUGAGCUCAGAGAGGAAAACACACAGCUCCUCCAAAAAGUUAAAGAAUUGGGAGAUGCCCAAGAACAAGACGCACCAGGAAGUGUAGCUGCCCACAGUGACCAGUUCAGGCAACGAUGCCAGCUUGGGAAGCUGGAAGAGCACGCCGGCGUGUUUGCGGGUCAGCAAGACGAGCACUCCCAAAGCGACAGCACGGCGCGAGAAACGCUGGAAGAGAGGGAGCCGCAGGAGCCCAGCGGAAAGCGGAAGGAGAAAGCUGCUUCUGGGGUUAAGCCAAACGACGUGCAUCUCCACGAAGGGAGAACGGAGAGGCACGCGGUGCCGCACGGCUUGCAAAGCACGUGCGCCGAGCUGCAGCAAAAAGUCGAUCUUCUGAGAUGUGAAGCCGAGAAGCUCAGAGAAGAAAAUGCCAUUCUGAAGAAUGAAGUGACUUUAUUGAACGAGGAAGGUAGCGCUUCCAGCCUGAAACUGAGGGAGCUCAAUGGAUCCCGAGAAGAAUUGCGGCAAAAGAUAGAGGCUGUGAGAAAGGAGAAAGUGGCUGUACAGAAGAUGGUUGACAACCUGAAAAAGCAG